This is a messenger RNA of Sorex araneus (European shrew), 1817 nucleotides long. It is a transcript of the gene SPNS3, whose product is annotated as SPNS lysolipid transporter 3, sphingosine-1-phosphate (putative). Lineage: Eukaryota; Metazoa; Chordata; Mammalia; Eulipotyphla; Soricidae. Gene Ontology annotation, cellular component: membrane. The transcript has 12 exons. Gene Ontology annotation, biological process: transmembrane transport. Gene Ontology annotation, molecular function: transmembrane transporter activity. The coding region runs from base 1 to 1551 and encodes 516 amino acids. The record is from RefSeq and is a predicted model, not a curated record.
AUGUCUGCCGAGUACCCCGAGCCUGGGUCACAUCAGCCACAGGACCCAUCCUGGGGGUCAGGUGGGCACACUAGGCCUUCCAGCUCGGGUCAAUGCCCCGCUGCGACUCGGCCUGGGCCCUGGAGCCUGCCCGCCUGGAAAGCUUGUGUGGCUGCAGCAGUUCUCUGCUAUAUCAACCUACUGAAUUACAUGAACUGGUUCAUUAUUGCAGGAGUGCUACAGGACGUGCAGAAGUUUUUCCAUAUCCCUGACAGCAGUGCUGGUUUGCUGCAGACAGUCUUCAUCGGCUGCCUCCUGCUGUCCGCACCUGUGUUUGGCUAUUUGGGUGACCGUCACAGUCGCAAGGCCAUCCUGAGCUUCGGGAUUCUGCUCUGGUCGGGGGCAGGCCUUGCCAGCUCCUUCAUCUCUCCCCAGCACUCCUGGCUCUUCUUCCUGUCCCGGGGCCUUGUGGGCACCGGCACGGCCAGCUUCUCUACCAUCGCCCCCACUGUCCUGGGCGAUCUCUUCGUGAGGGACCAGCGGACCCGGGUGUUGGCCGUCUUCUACAUCUUCAUCCCAGUUGGAAGUGGUCUGGGCUACAUGCUGGGGUCGGCCGUGACAGAACUGACUGGGGACUGGCAUUGGGCCCUCCGGACCACGCCCUGCCUGGAAGCCAUAGCCCUGGUCCUGUUGAUUGUGCUCGUGCCAGACCCGCCCCAGGGGGCAUCUGAGAAGCAGGAGGAGGUGGUCAUCGGGGACCCAAGGAGCAGCUGGUGUCAAGAUGUCAGAUACCUGGCAAGAAACCGGAGUUUUGUGUGGUCCACCCUGGGUGUGACAGCCAUGGCCUUUGUGACCGGUGCUCUGGGCUUCUGGGCCCCCAAGUUUCUGUUCGAGGCACGAGUGGUGCAUGGGCUGCAGCUGCCCUGCGUCCAGGAGCCAUGCAACAGCCAGGACAGCCUGAUUUUUGGAGCGCUGACUGUUGUGACUGGCAUCUUUGGGGUCAUCCUGGGGGCAGAGGCUUCAAGGAGGUACAAGAAAGUCAACCCCAGGGCCGAGCCCCUCCUCUGUGCCUCCAGCCUGCUGGCUGCGGCCCCCUGCCUCUACCUGGCGCUCAUCCUGGCCCCCACCACGCUCUGGGCCUCCUAUGUGUUCCUGGCUCUCGGGGAGCUGCUCCUGUCCUGCAACUGGGCGGUGGUGGCUGACAUCCUCCUGUCCGUGGUUGUGCCCCAGUGCCGGGGGACCGCAGAGGCACUUCAGAUCACAGUGGGCCACAUCCUGGGAGACGCCGGCAGCCCCUACCUCACAGGACUGAUCUCCAGCGCCCUGCGGGCCAGGCGGCCAAACUCGUACCUCCAGCGCUUCCUCAGCCUGCAGCAGAGUUUCCUGUGCUGCGCCUUCAUCAUCGUCUUGGGAGGGGGCUGCUUCCUGCUCACAGCCCUGCACCUGGAGAGGGACCAGGUCCAGGCCUGGCAGCCUGACACAGGAACUCCAGUCGGCAAGGACACAUGCAGCGAAGACCUGGAGCGCCAAGGUCUGCUUUCCAGUGAGGCUGCCUCUGCAAGAGACCCCUGAGCCCCACCCACCCAGCCUGCACCCCUCCCCUCCGUCCGUCAGUCCAUUCGUUAGGCUUCCUCUUGCUCAUGCCUCUACCUACCUGGCAGUGACUCGAGAGCCCCUGCGGAGUGGCACCUGGUACUCCUCUCCCUCCAAUCGAGAGUCACCGUGAUCUGGCACCUGGGCUGGAAAUUGAGCCAUCAGCAUCCUCUGUGGGAGGCCGAGACUGAACCUAUGCAGCACCCCAUACAGGACACUCCAAUGUGGAGGCCCCACCUGUUCAC